Mus musculus (house mouse) is the source of this 12139-nucleotide messenger RNA. It is a transcript of the gene Pcnx1, whose product is annotated as pecanex 1. Gene Ontology annotation, cellular component: membrane. The record is from RefSeq and is marked validated. Bases 343 to 7377 code for a protein of 2344 amino acids. Lineage: Eukaryota; Metazoa; Chordata; Mammalia; Rodentia; Muridae. The transcript has 36 exons.
GCUGGCGGCCGGCGGGGGUCGCGGCGGCGGAGGCGGCGGCGGCGGCGGCAGCGCUGGCGGACUGGGCUCGGGCUCGGAGCUCGAAGACAAGAUGGCGGCGGCGCUCAGGAGCCCGGCCUCCUCCUCCUCCUCGCCGCUCUCCGCCCUGCCGCUCGCCGCCUCCUCCUCCGCCGUCUCCUCCUCCUCCUCCUCGUGCAGCAGCACCAGCGAGCGCCGCGGCGCCGGGCCGCUCUCCCGGAGCUCGGGAGGGGGCUAGACCGGUCCGCGGGCGCGCAGGCGACGAGGCCGAAGCUGGGGCCGGGGCGGGGACGGCGGCGGCGGCGGCGGCGACGCCGGGUGGGGAUGGGGUCGCAGACGCUGCAGAUCCUCCGGCAGGGGGUGUGGGCCGCGCUCAGCGGCGGCUGGUACUACGACCCGCACCAGGCCACCUUCGUGAACGCGCUCCACCUCUACCUGUGGCUCUUUCUGCUCGGCCUGCCCUUCACGCUUUACAUGGCCCUUCCCUCCUCGAUGAUUAUAGUAGCAGUGUAUUGUCCUGUGGUAGCUGCUGUUUUCAUUAUUUUGAAGAUGGUCAACUAUCGACUCCACAGAGCACUUGAUGCCGGGGAAAUUGUAGAUAGGAGUGCAAAGGAGUUCACAGAUCAGCGAGCCAAAGCCGAACAAGGCAACUGUUCAACAAGGAGGAAGGACAGCAACGGUCCAAGUGACCCUGGAGGAGGGAUUGAGAUGUCAGAAUUCAUUCGGGAGGCCACACCUCCGGUUGGCUGCAGUUCAAGAAAUUCUUAUGCUGGUCUAGACCCAAGCAAUCAGAUUGGAUCUGGAUCCUCUCGACUUGGAACAGCAGCAACUAUUAAAGGAGACACGGACACUGCUAAGACCUCUGAUGACAUAAGUUUGAGUCUGGGCCAGAGUUCUAGUCUUUGUAAAGAAGGAAGUGAAGAACAAGAUUUGGCGACUGAUCGCAAGCUCUUCCGCCUGGUCUCCAAUGAUUCCUUCAUUUCUAUUCAGCCAUCCUUGUCCUCUUGUGGACAGGAUUUACCAAGGGACUUCAGUGACAAAGUGAGCCUGCCAAGUCAUAGCCAGCACCACCGUGUUGAUCAGUCACUGUGCAGUGCCUGUGACACAGAAGUGGCUUCUCUUGUACCUUUACAUUCGCACUCUUAUAGGAAGGAGCACCGACCACGAGGAGUGCCACGGACUUCCAGCUCUGCCGUGGCUUUUCCUGACGCAUCACUGAGUGGCCUCCCUCUUUAUCAGCAGCAGCAGAGACGGGGGUUAGACCCUGUUACUGAGUUAGACUCAUCUAAGCCUCACUCAGGCACUCGAGAGUCCUCAGCGGGCAAGUCCUGCCCUCCGGCACAGUCUCAGCCUGCUGCUGACAGAAGAAAAAGUAGCUCCCAGCCACCUACAAAGUGUGGGAAGAGCAGGGCGCUGAAUGCGGAAAAGAGUGUGGACAGUCUCAGGAGCCUGAGCACGCGGAGUAGCGGGUCCACCGAGAGCUACUGCAGUGGGACCGACAGGGACACCAACAGCACCCUCAGCAGCUAUAAAAGUGAGCAGACCAGCUCCACUCACAUCGAGAGCAUCUUGUCUGAGCAUGAGGAAUCUCCUAAAGUGGGAGACAAGAGUGCCCGGAAGAGAGAGUGCGGUGCUGACUCAGUGGAAGAGAGGAGCCAUCGGGCUGAUGACCGAAGGACUAGCAGUGACAAGACUGCCCCAGAGGGAAACACACCUGCUGGGCCUCCCGAGGCUCCAGAUGCUCAGGCAUCUGAGGAGAUGGCUGACCAGGCUGCUCCCAGCAGCUCUGCAUCAGAAGAUGCCAAUAAAAACCCCCAUGCAAAUGAGUUUACUGUGCCUGGCGACAGGCCGCCUGAGCAGAGUGCAGAGAGCAAAGAGGAGCAGAGCGAGAAGCCCAGCCUGGCCACCGACUCCAGAGUUUGUAAAGACGAUGGUGGGAAGCAGAAGGAAGGAGAUGUCCGGCCCAAAUCCUCCAGCUUAAUCCACCGGACAACUUCUGCCCACAAGCCAGGCAGGAGGCGCACAGGAAAGAAACGGGCCAGCAGUUUUGAUUCUAGUCGCCAUAGGGACUAUGUUUCCUUUCGAGGAGUCUCUGGAACCAAGCCGCACAGUGCUGUAUUUGGUCAUGACGAGGAUUCUAGUGAUCAAAGCGACUUGAGCAGAGCUCCCAGUAUUCAUUCGGCUCACCAGUUCAGCAGCGACAGCUCUUCCAGUGCCACGUCUCAUUCCUGCCAGUCUCCCGAGGGCAAAUACGGUGCCCUCAAGACCAAACAUGGCCAUAGGGACCGGGGCACAGACUCAGACCACACGCACAGAGCUCAUCCAGGCCCUGAGGGAACCACCAAAAAGAGGGCCUCUCGGAGGACUUCCAGCACAAGUAGUGCCAAGACGCGGGCUCGGGUGCUGAGCUUGGAUAGUGGCACUGUGGCCUGUUUGAAUGACUCAAACAGGCUGCUGGCACCGGACAGUAUGAAGCCCUUAACCACUUCAAAGUCAGAUCUUGAGGCCAAAGAGGGAGAGGUGCUGGAUGAGCUGUCUUUACUGGGCCGGGCUUCCCAGCUAGAGACGGUCACACGCUCCAGGAAUAGUUUGCCAAGCCAGGUUGCAUUUCCUGAAGGGGAAGAGCAGGAUGCAGCCACUGGAGCAGCACAGGCCAGCGAGGAGGCAGUGGCCUUUCGCCGUGAACGCAGCACAUUUAGGCGCCAGGCAGUACGGCGCCGGCACAAUGCAGGGAGUAACCCUACCCCUCCUACCUUGCUCAUCGGAUCGCCCCUAAGCCUUCAAGAUGGUCAGCAAGGCCAGCAGUCCACAGCCCAGGUCAAGGUCCAGUCCCGCCCCCCAUCCCAGGCUGCAGUGCUCAGUGCUAGUGCCUCCUUGCUGGUGAGAAAAGGGAGUGUCCACUUAGAAGCCUCACAUGACCAUGCAUCUGCCGUAGGCGGUAGCAGUUUGCACGAUGAACUUGGUAAGUUCUCGUCCACCCUCUAUGAGACGGGCGGCUGUGACAUGUCACUGGUGAACUUCGAACCAGCAGCAAGAAGAGCGUCCAAUAUCUGUGACACGGAUUCUCAUGUAUCAAGUUCUACCUCAGUUCGAUUUUAUCCACAUGAUAUGCUUUCUCUCCCACAGAUUCGGUUGAAUAGACUGUUGACCAUUGACACAGAUCUCUUGGAGCAGCAGGACAUUGACCUAAGCCCUGACUUGGCAGCCACUUAUGGCCCCACAGAAGAAGCUGCCCAAAAAGUUAAACACUAUUACCGCUUUUGGGUCCUGCCCCAGCUGUGGAUUGGCAUCAACUUUGACAGACUCACUCUGUUGGCACUGUUUGAUAGAAACCGUGAGAUCCUGGAGAAUAUAUUAGCUGUUGUCCUGGCUAUUCUUGUGGCUUUUUUGGGGUCCAUCCUUCUCAUCCAAGGCUUCUUCAGAGACAUCUGGGUGUUCCAGUUCUGCCUGGUGAUCGCCAGCUGCCAGUACUCGCUACUCAAGAGUGUUCAGCCUGAUUCUUCCUCUCCUAGACAUGGUCAUAAUCGUAUUAUUGCCUACAGUAGACCAGUUUACUUCUGUUUAUGUUGUGGUCUCAUUUGGCUCUUGGAUUAUGGCAGCAGAAACCUAACCACAAGCAAGUUCAAGUUAUAUGGAGUAACCUUCACCAACCCGCUGGUGCUUCUGUCGGCCAGGGACUUGGUUAUAGUGUUUACACUCUGUUUCCCAAUAGUAUUUUUCAUUGGUCUCCUGCCUCAGGUGAACACGUUUGUAAUGUACCUUUGUGAACAAUUGGAUAUCCAUAUCUUUGGUGGGAAUGCCACCACCAGCCUGCUGGCAGCACUGUACAGUUUCCUGUGCAGCAUUGUGGCCGUCGCCUUGCUGUAUGGGUUGUGCUACGGAGCAUUAAGGGAUUCCUGGGAUGGCCAGCACGUUCCUGUGCUUUUCUCUGUCUUCUGUGGUUUGUUGGUGGCAGUGUCCUAUCACCUCAGCCGACAGAGCAGUGACCCGUCUGUGCUCUUCUCUUUGAUGCAAUCCAAGAUUUUUCCCAAAGCUGACGAGAAGAACCCAGAAGACCCUCUGUCUGAGGUGAAAGACCCUCUCCCAGAGAAGCUCAGCAACUCUGUUAGUGAGCGCUUACAGUCCGACCUGGUAGUGUGUGUCAUUAUUGGUGUGCUGUAUUUCGCUAUUCAUGUGAGCACAGUGUUCACGGCAUUGCAGCCUGCUCUCAAGUACGUGCUGUACGCGCUGGUUGGUGUUGUGGGGCUUGUAACCCAUUAUGUGCUGCCUCAGGUGAGGAAGCAGCUCCCCUGGCACUGCUUCUCCCGGCCUCUGCUGAGGACAGCCGAGCACAGUCAGUAUGAAGUCCGAAAUGCAGCCACUAUGAUGUGGUUCGAAAAACUUCAUGUGUGGCUUCUUUUUGUGGAGAAGAAUAUCAUCUAUCCACUGAUUGUCCUCAACGAGCUUAGCAGCAGUGCAGAGACAAUUGCCAGCCCAAAGAAACUAGAUACAGAGUUGGGUGCUUUGAUGAUUACCAUCGCUGGCCUGAAGCUGCUACGCUCUUCCUUCAGCAGCCCCACGUACCAGUACAUCACCGUCAUCUUCACUGUGCUCUUUUUCAAGUUUGACUAUGAAGCCUUCUCAGAGACGAUGCUGCUGGACCUCUUCUUCAUGUCCAUCCUGUUCAGCAAGCUUUGGGAACUCCUCUACAAGCUGCAGUUCGUGUACACCUAUGUCGCUCCCUGGCAGAUCACGUGGGGCUCUGCGUUCCAUGCUUUCGCUCAGCCCUUUGCAGUGCCCCACUCGGCCAUGCUCUUUGUCCAGGCGAUAGUGUCGGCCUUCUUCUCCACGCCACUAAACCCCUUCCUGGGCAGCGCCAUAUUCAUCACUUCCUAUGUUAGGCCUGUCAAGUUCUGGGAGAGAGACUACAACACAAAACGUGUAGACCAUUCAAAUACCAGAUUGGCUUCUCAGCUUGAUAGAAAUCCAGGGUCGGAUGACAACAAUUUGAAUUCUAUCUUCUAUGAACACUUAACCAGAUCUCUGCAGCACAGUCUCUGUGGCGACCUGCUCCUAGGACGGUGGGGAAACUAUAGUACUGGGGACUGCUUCAUCCUUGCCUCCGACUAUCUCAACGCCUUAGUACACCUCAUAGAGAUAGGCAAUGGCCUGGUCACUUUCCAGCUGCGGGGACUUGAAUUCAGAGGUACCUACUGUCAGCAGCGGGAAGUGGAAGCCAUCACUGAAGGAGUAGAAGAAGACGAAGGGUUUUGCUGUUGUGAGCCUGGCCAUGUUCCGCACGUGCUGUCCUUUAACGCUGCGUUUGGGCAGCGCUGGCUGGCCUGGGAAGUGGUUGUCACUAAGUACAUUCUAGAGGGCUAUAGCAUCACUGACAACAGUGCUGCUUCCAUGCUCCAAGUCUUUGACCUUCGCCGAGUUCUUACCACCUACUAUGUCAAGGGUAUCAUUUACUAUGUCACAACCUCCUCCAAGUUGGAGGAGUGGCUGGCGAAUGAGACAAUGCAGGAAGGAUUGCGUCUGUGUGCAGACCGGAACUACGUUGACGUGGACCCAACUUUUAACCCAAACAUUGAUGAGGACUAUGACCACCGGCUGGCAGGCAUAUCUCGGGAGAGCUUCUGUGUGAUUUACCUCAGCUGGAUAGAGUACUGCUCUUCCCGGAGAGCAAAGCCACUUGAUGUAGAUAAAGAUUCAUCUCUGGUGACUCUUUGUUAUGGACUCUGUGUUCUGGGACGAAGAGCUUUGGGAACAGCCUCCCACCAUAUGUCCAGUAACCUGGAGUCCUUCCUCUAUGGAUUGCAUGCCCUGUUUAAAGGGGACUUCCGGAUUUCUUCAGUCCGAGACGAGUGGAUCUUCGCUGACAUGGAGCUGCUGAGGAAAGUCGUGGUGCCUGGAAUCCGUAUGUCCAUUAAACUCCACCAGGAUCAUUUCACAUCCCCAGAUGAGUAUGACGACCCCACUGUGCUCUACGAAGCCAUCGUCUCUCACGAGAAGAACCUUGUGAUAGCCCACGAAGGCGACCCUGCGUGGCGGAGUGCAGUCCUUGCCAACUCUCCCUCCUUGUUGGCUCUGCGGCAUGUCAUGGAUGACGGCACCAACGAGUACAAGAUCAUCAUGCUCAACCGGCGCUACCUGAGCUUCAGGGUCAUCAAGGUGAACAAGGAAUGUGUCCGAGGGCUCUGGGCAGGACAGCAACAGGAGCUCGUUUUUCUCCGGAACCGGAACCCAGAGAGAGGCAGCAUCCAGAAUGCCAAGCAGGCACUGCGAAACAUGAUAAACUCGUCUUGUGAUCAGCCUAUUGGCUACCCGAUCUUCGUGUCGCCCCUCACAACGUCUUACUCUGACAGCCAUGACCAACUCAAAGAAAUUCUUGGGGGACCAAUCAGCUUGGGAAACAUCCGGAACUUCAUAGUGUCCACCUGGCACAGGCUAAGGAAAGGCUGUGGAGCUGGCUGUAACAGUGGUGGCAAUAUUGAAGAUUCUGACACUGGAGGUGGGACUUCCUGUCCUGGUAACAGUGCAGUCACUGCCAGUGAUCCCCACAACAAUGUGUCCCAAGGAAGCACUGGACACCCGGGACAGGGAGCAGGAUCCGGACUCCACCCGCCCACCACAUCGUAUCCUCCAACACUAGGCACCAGCCACAGUGCCCACUCGGUACAGUCCAGUCUGGUCAGACAGUCACCGGCACGCGCCUCCAUGGCCAGCCAGUCUUCCUACUGCUACAGCAGCCGCCAUUCAUCCCUCCGCAUGUCCACCACGGGCUUUGUGCCCUGCCGGCGCUCCUCCACCAGCCAGAUAUCUCUUCGGAACUUGCCAUCAUCCAUCCAGUCCCGCCUCUCCAUGGUGAACCAGAUGGAAGCUGCCAGCCAGGGGGGCAUGGGCUGUGUGCAGCACGGCCUGCCCUCCUCCAGCAGCUCCAGCCAGAGCAUCCCGGCCUGCAAGCAUCACACCCUCGUAGCCUUCCUGGGGGCAGAGGGCGGUCAGGGCAGUGCCACAGAGGCCCAGCCAGGCAACACCUCAAGUCCUGCCAACAUUUCCCAUGCCAGAAAGGGGGAAGUGAUUUACAGAGUCCAGAUUGUGGAUCUCAGUCAGAUUCUGGAAGGAAUCAACGUGUCAAAGAGGAAGGAGCUGCACUGGCCUGAUGAAGGAAUUCGGUUAAAAGCUGGGAGGAACAGCUGGAAAGACUGGAGUCCACAGGAGGGCAUGGAAGGCCAUGUGGUUCACCGAUGGGUGCCUUGCAGCAGAGACCCAAGUACAAGGUCCCACAUCGACAAGACAGUGCUUCUCGUUCAGAUCGAUGAUAAAUACGUGACUAUAAUUGAAACCGGGGUACUAGAACUGGGGGCCGAAGUGUGAGCCUGCGCUGCAUACCUGGGUUCCUUUCUCUGGCUUCCCAGCCCUCGGAGAGAAAGCAAGGUUGCAGAAGAGCCACCUGUGGGGACCGACCGCCUGCCCUUCGCAGCAAAGACUUGACCAGUGGCUUGGUUAAGCUCCUCUCCACCCUGACUCCUGUCACUGUCUUCAUCCCCAAAUAAAGCUGAAAUAUUUUUUUAAGUUAGCUGCAUGAAAGGCAAACUCUGUUGGAGCCUCUCGAUGGAAGGCGCUCUAUGCAUUUAUGCUUUAACCCAUGGACUCUUGUCUCUAACUCUAAACUCAUAUUUUUCUAAUUUCUUUGCCAAAAACAGUUGCCAUGGUUUUUGUUGUAGAAGAUGAAAUCCAUUGACCAUGAUUUUUGCAAACAGACCUAUGUGGAAGCAUUUGGUUCGACAUAUAACAGUAUAAAGAUUUAAUGUACAGUGAGAAAGAUGAUGACUAGACAUAGGUUUAUCUUAUUCCUUGAACACUAAAAACUUUAAUGAAAAAAACUGCACUAAUUUUUUACAGUGAUGCACUAAAUCUGAGAUUUCUCAGAACAUUUAUUUAUAUAUAAAAAUAAAAUACCAUUAUUUAAAUUGCCUUCAGGACUAGCCCCUCCCUUUCCUGACACACAGGCAGCAGAACCCGCUGCUCCUAUCCGUCAGUGCGCUGGACUCCGGGACACAGCUUCACCCCUCCCCUUUCCCAGGGCUGGUGACCAGCAGGUAUGCCUGGCGAAGGCCAGCACCAGCUGCCCUGUCACGGCUCCCGUGUGCCACGCUUCUCCGGCCGGUGGCAGGUCCUGUCGAGGUUGCUUCUGGAACAUGCUUUUGCUUUUCAAGAAGAAUAUGAAGGCCCAGGAAUUUAAGAAAGGAUCAUUUGCCUCUUAUUUGAAGAGUUCCUAGCUCUUGCCGUUACUCACAUGAAGUUCAGUUUCACGAGUAAAGUUUUUUCAAACAGACUUGUCUAUGUGGCUCUGUUCUUGACCUGCCAUCAACGGCAGCUCUGCACUCUGCUUCCUUCCCCUUUUUUCUCUAUUACUUGAAUUUAUUUCCUGUAAUUUAUAGUGUAUAUCUGUCUUGAAAAUAUUUAUGACUGUGAAAUUGACUUAGUUCAUAUAUUGUCCCAUAAAUUAUAUUGGUUUUGUUUAAAGAGCAUGUAUUCAGGAAAAUAUGUACCUUGGAUUUACAGUGUGGCUGCGUGCAAUCUGCACUUUAGGGUUCAUUUGCAACUUUAAGCAUUUUCAAAUUUGUUUUAAACUCCAAAGAAAGUAGCCCCCACCCCCCCUCUGAGCACCUGGGGCAGCCGUCUUUCUCCCCUGGACAGACAGUAGAAAACAGUAGGUCAUUUUGAUGUCCCUUACUCUUGUCAAAGCUGUGACCAUUCCAGUGUGUGGCACUGGCCAGCUUAGUAGCUUCUGUGUUAGGCCACCCUGGUAUGGUAUCUUCUGAGAUGAGAGGAGAAAGCUGCUGAGGAUAUGGGUAUCAGGGUGUGUCCAGACACUACAGGAAACAGCUAACAGCAGGCGAGAGGAUCUCUCUCCACAUGGCUUCAAACCCUGUUUGUGUUUCCUUUUGUUAUUUUAAAGUCGGUGUUCAGAACCCAAUGUGCCUUGUAUUGACGUUUCCAUAGACUUCAAACUUUGCAGACUUUAUCCUUUAAAAAUAUUUGUCAAAAGACUUACUGAAUCUUUACAAUAGAGCCCUUUCUCUUUGUAAACUGAAAACUGUAAAGGGUAUUUCCCCACUCUUACUCUAUUCCCUCCCGUCUCUUACUUGGGCAGUUCUGCUCUGUCUGUAUUUAAAGCUUCCUUCCCAAAGGACUUGAGCUCCCUGCUGCUUGCUUGUUCCCUGCUCUCGGUGAGUCUGCCUUUGUCACGUUGGUUCCUAGGUGACAAAAGAUGGAAGACCAUCCAUUUGCCAGAGGAAGAAUCAGAAGAUAAUCUUUGGAUGACUUACUUGGUCAAAGGGUCGGCGUUCUAUCUAUGCUUGCUCUCCCUGAUAGUUGUUAGAUGCUAUAUGCUCUAAAAGUGAAAUUCCAUAUGUAAGGCGGGUUCUGGAUGGAACAUGUAUAUCAAGUCUUAAUUUGGGAGAGUUGGACACUUUCCUUAAAACAAGUUAUUGUUUGUUACCAUAUAAUUUUAUUAAAUUUGUAAGUUAGGAAGCCUAAGAGAAGUCUUGUUUUUAGUUUUUUAAUCUAAAACCAAUGACCUUAAGAAAAAAAAGUACUACUUUUCUAACUACAGCAGGAAAGAUAAAGAUUUGUGUUUUAAAAUUAAAUUUAUUAUAAUUUGUUUUUCUUCAAGUACCCUAGUGAUUUAGGUUUUCUGCUUAGCCUUUUUCAUUAAAAUGCAGAACUCUGGCAUCUUUUAGUCCUUUUAGUCCAUAAUUACUAAAACUUCAGAGAUCCAUAGUUUUGCAAGUAGUUAAAAACAACUUUGUAUCUCCUUAGAUGCAGCUGCAUAAUUGAAGUCUCUGUUCUUCUUCUUUGAAUUUCUCCUUUAUCUUGCCCCAUUUUAGAAGGACAAUCCUGGAAUGGCUUUGUCUUCAUCUUCAGUAAUUAAAAAACAACAACCUAUUUGUACCCCAAACUAAGCUUUUAGUGACUCUUGAGCCCAUAUCUUGGUGGGAACCCCCUUUGUACACCCUUUUCCAGUGGACUUUUUUGCCAACAGGCUUUCCUUUGUCCAUGGAUCUAGAUUAACAGGCAGUGGUGCUGCUGGUGGAACUUGGGAGGGUAGAGGUGAGGCCUGUGGAAGCUUUACAGAGAAACAGUCGUUGCUUUUUAGGCGGCCAGUGAAGAGCUGUGCAGUGACUUCUCUCUGUUUCCAUCAGCAGGGGAGAAAACACCUCCAUCAGAUUGCAGGUGUUUUGAAUUUUUUUUUCAAGUAUAUUGAUAAUACUUCAGGUUCUUGAACCAGAAGAUAAGAGACAAUAUAUUUCUCUCUUGAAAGGCACAUAAAGAAUUCUCUGGGUACCGAAUGUCAAGCGAUGUGCAUGUAAAUUCUUACAGAGGAAACCAAAGCUCUCACUGAGAACUCUUUCUGGAUUCGUUUAUUUUAUUUUUCUAUCUCCUCUCAAAAUAUAAAAUACAGCCUCAUAUUUGAGCAAGAGUCACACUGCCUCUUUACACUCUACAUAGUUUCCUACCAGCAUCCUCUUGCCUCAGCCUAGAACCUACCCUAUGAGGGUGUCCUGCAUCAGUCAUCAAAUUCUGGGUCUCUAGUGUUUGCCCAGUGUCUAAAAUCAUCUCUUUUUUAGGUAAAUUUAAGUCAUCCUUUGUUCUGAAUAUAUGACUUGAAAAAAAUAGUAAUCUGAAGUUGUGUUUCCUAGCUACUGAGGUAUAAACUGUUGUCUGGUAUAUUCAUUGCUUUCAUAUUUAAAGUGUUUUUUCAUUAGUAUAAGCAAAUUUAUUUCUGUAUUUUUGCCUUUAAGUCCUUAGUAUUCUUUCUCAUCUCUCUUUGGUAGCUACAUAAAGUUACUUUGAGCACGGGCCCACUGAACUUUUCCACGGGAGAUGAUCCAUCUCUCCUAGAGGCGUUUUCUUAACUGCAAGGUGAACGGAGACUAUCAGUUAAAGCUUUAAGUGGCGCAUGCCUGUUGCUGGCCCACCCUUGAACUUUGUGUUUCAGGUUUAGAUGGCUGCUGAGAUUUACUGAGGGGGCAAAGGAGAUAUAGUAGAUACUGCAGUGUAUUUAGGUGAUAAGAAUUUUAUACAUAGGCAUUUUUUUAAAGUAUUUGAAGACCACCAGCCGUUUUCUUGGUUUCUCUUUUCAAAUUAAUCUAGUUGAUGAACACCCAGGCAGCCUCAUUUGGAAGUUGUCACCUGUUCACAAGCUCUGAUCAGAAAGGAAUUGCUUAUCAAACAGGUCUGGAAAGAUCUAACCUUGCUUGAAGGCAGAGGUCUCUCUUCUGUGGUGCAUCACCUCCCAGAGUCAUCUGUCCAGAGCUGUAUGGUGAGAAUUUCUCUGGUCUUUCUGAAUUGGGGCAGAAGUUCAUCUGUAAGCUGAGCAUCCCGGCGUGCCAUUUUGUAGACUCGGCAUCGAGGUGUCCGGGGCCUGAAGCAGAUGGUCACACAGGGUUCCACUCAGCUGUACGUCACUCUUAUACCUAUUAUAUAGGCUUGGCCUUUUCUCAGCCUUCAGCUUUGUACGUGACCCGUUGUGGUUCGUGGGAACCAACGGGAGGGAGGGCGGCUCUAACAGAUGUUGAGGGUGAAUCUGUCACCUGCACUGUAGAGGAUGUGGCUGCUCCAGGUGACUCUUGGGUUAGGUGUGCUUGUUACUGAACAAAAUCCUUUUCAUCCUAAGCUUGAGUCUGCAACCAAAACGAUAGGAAUGGGACGGCUCUAUUUGGCUGUGCUUUCUUAAAACUGUAGUUUGAGUAAAUUAUCGACAUGGAUGAUGCUAGCCUGUACAAGCCUGGCAUCACGUUCUGCCUGAGGAAAAGGAAAAAGGAAUGUUAGAAAUGGUUGUGGGCGAGCGUGCCUGUGGAAGGAGCAUGGCUUUCCCUUUUCUUCUCGUGGGCUCUGAAAGGGCAUUGCCUCUACCAGCAUUCAGUCUACACCAGAGAUGAGGAUAUGUGUCCAUGCGCGUUGUCUGUGAGUGUGCGUGCGAGUGUUAAUGCAAACAGCUUGUAAAUACUAUAGUUGUUUAAAAUGGAAAAUAAAAGCUGAGAAGUCUUUUGACAUAUAUUGAUCAGAAAAAAAUACAGUAUUGACCGUGGAUAAAAACAGGAAAUAAAUUUUUUUUCAUUUUGCCUUC